This is a messenger RNA of Aspergillus pseudonomiae, 1998 nucleotides long. RefSeq names its product glutamine synthetase family protein. The record is from RefSeq and is a predicted model, not a curated record. Gene Ontology annotation, molecular function: glutamine synthetase activity. NCBI's taxonomy places the organism in Eukaryota, Fungi, Ascomycota, Eurotiomycetes, Eurotiales, Aspergillaceae. The coding region runs from base 295 to 1758 and encodes 487 amino acids. The transcript has 5 exons.
ACGACGCAUUUGAAGAGCGCAAUGUCCCAACCAGGCUUUCCGGUACUAGGCCCCUCCAUACGAGCAAACAUUAUUAAAAUGAAGAUGGACAAGGAGGAAGGACGCAGUUUGUCUCCUGGGGGGUCAUUUGAUCCGCAUGACGAUAAGGCGCCUGAUAACAGAUGACCCGCUGUGGCUCCUUCGCUCCGCCUGCAUCCUUCUUGAACCGUGAUUCUCCCUUGUUUGUAGGUUCAUGCCUUCCAACUAUUUCCAAUCCUAAAUUCGAACUGACGUCGCUUCACUGCUAGCACCAAUAUGAACUCUAUAGCCUCCCCCGAAGUUACACUCGACAAUGUCGCCGAGGUCCUGCAGCAAGAUACUCGUGUCAAGUUAGCCGGUGUGGAUGUCGAUGGGAUGCUUCGCGGGAAGCUUGUCUCCAAGAAAAAGUUCCUUUCGAUCGUGUCGGAAGGCUUUGGAUUCUGCUCAGUGAUCUUCGGGUGGGACAUGCAGGAUCAGACGUACUUCAAGGAAUUAGCCAUUAGUAACAAGGAGAACGGUUAUCGGGAUAUUGUUGCCAUUCCAGAUCUGAGCAGCUUCCGUCGCAUUCCCUGGGAGAACAACGUCCCUUUCUUCCUCGUUAGCUUUCACGAUCCCGAUACUCGGGAGCCUGUGUGUGCAUGCCCUCGAGGUCUGGUCAAGACCGCACUCGGCAAGGCUGAGGCGGCCGGGUAUCAGGCGAUGGCAGGGGCGGAGUAUGAGUUUUAUCAAUUUCGUGUACCGGAAUCCCAUCCAUCUCCCGAGCGCAGCGCGUCUGCCACAGCGACCUUCUUGAGAGAGAACCCCGUUGAAGCAUUACCUUCCCUGACCGAGGGAAUGUUCGGGUACAGUUUGACCCGCCCUAUUCAUAACCAAGAUUAUUAUUACGGCAUUUUCGACGCGUGCGAGCAAUUUAAAUGCGACAUUGAAGGAUGGCAUACAGAAAGCGGACCCGGGGUGUUUGAAGCUGCGCUACAAUUCGGAGAAGCCAGGGAGAUGGCCGACAAAGCAGGACUAUUCAAAUAUGUUGUCAAAUCGAUUGGAACCAAGCACGGUAUCACACCCACUUUCAUGGCAAAACCCCGGCAGGGAUUGCCUGGUAAUAGCGGCCACAUGCAUAUCUCGCUCAUUACCAGUGAUGGAAAGAACGCUUUUCUGCGCGAUACCCCGGACCCAUCUCCACCGUACCCCGAUGUCGCCCAUCUUUCCGACUUGGGCAGAUAUUUCUUAGCGGGCGUUCUCACGGGUCUCCCGGAUAUUAUGCCUAUGUUUGCGCCGACCGUCAACUCCUACAAACGGCUGGUGGAGAAUUUCUGGGCCCCCGUCACGGUUUCGUGGGGCCUGGAGCAUCGGGCGGCCUCUAUUCGAUUGAUUACACCGCCGACAGGUAGCCCCAAGGCCACCCGGUUAGAAGUGCGAGUUCCUGGAGCAGAUGCCAAUCCGCAUUAUGUCAUGGCGGCUAUUGUCGCAUUGGGAUGGCGGGGCGUGGAGAAGAAGCUGGAGAUCCCUGUACCCCCGCUAUCUAAAGGUGAGGAGAUGGGGGGUGGUAGCGACCAGGGGGUGCGUCUGGCCAAGUCCCUCAAGGAAGCGGUCGCCGCGUUUACGCGCGAGGGCAGUGUCGCACGGGAGGUGUUUGGGGAUGCUUUCGUCGACCAUUUUGGUGGCACCCGGGAACAUGAAGUGCGCCUGUGGGAAGAAGCCGUCACUGAUUGGGAGGUGCGGCGAUAUAUUGAAACGGUCUAGACUUUGCCCCGGCUGGCGGAUAUGACAUAGAGUUAUUAGAUACCAAUGAAUUCAUUUUUAGCGUUGUCUGUGCUCUGCAGUGCUCAGAACUCUCGGGUAGACUUUUGGAUCAACCAGAGCACAGCAGUAGUUGACUGCCCGUGUCAUCCCGAUCCUUGGACUCCCGACAACCGGGAGUGAAGAUGAUGAUUCACAAGCUACAUCACAUGCUCAGAGGAUCACAUGCCAUUCUCUCACGUU